AUGGCAGCAGUUCCUGCGGUCACCUACAAAAUCCGAGCGGCCACCGGCGACUACUUCUUCGGCGGGACCAUGGAUUCCAUCUCCAUCACCUUGGUGGGAACUCACGGGGAGAGUCCCAAGUUUCAGCUGGAUAAAUAUGGGAAAGAUUUUUCUCCUGGAGAAGUAGAGGAAUUCGUGGUCGAAACCCCGAGGGAGCUGGGGGCACUUCUGCUGGUCCGCCUUCAUAAGGAGCCCUACAGGUUCUUCCCCCCCACCAACUGGAACUGCAGCUUCCUCGAAGUGGAGACGCCCCAGGGGCAGACCCACCGUUUCCCUUGCUACCAGUGGAUCCUGGGCUACUCCACCUCCGAGCUCCGAGAAGGGACAGGGGAGAAAUCCAAAGUACAGCAGUCGUGA
This is a messenger RNA of Python bivittatus (Burmese python), 396 nucleotides long. The record is from RefSeq and is a predicted model, not a curated record. NCBI's taxonomy places the organism in Eukaryota, Metazoa, Chordata, Lepidosauria, Squamata, Pythonidae.